Molecule: messenger RNA, 399 nt
Organism: Colletotrichum chrysophilum
Lineage: Eukaryota; Fungi; Ascomycota; Sordariomycetes; Glomerellales; Glomerellaceae
Gene: PIN4
Product: Peptidyl-prolyl cis-trans isomerase pin4
Exons: 4
Coding region: 1-399 (132 amino acids)
Biological process (GO): rRNA processing
Molecular function (GO): peptidyl-prolyl cis-trans isomerase activity; DNA binding
Source: RefSeq, a predicted model, not a curated record
AUGGGUAAAAACGACAAGAAGCCCGCCGACAAGAAGGACGGCGGAAAGUCCGGCGGUGGCAAGAAGGGAGGCAAGGGCGAGAGCGAGGACAAGGGCGGCAAGGCGAAGGGCGCGCAGUCCAUCAACGUCCGCCACAUUCUGUGCGAGAAGCAUGGAAAGAAGGAGGAGGCCAUGGCCAAGAUCAGAGACGGAGCCAAGUUUGAUGAGGUUGCGAGGGAGUUCUCUGAAGACAAGGCCAGGCAAGGAGGCUCGCUGGGUUGGAAGACGAAGGGUAGCUUGGACCCCAAGUUCGAGGACGUCGCAUUCGCUCUCGCGACAAGCUCAACAUCAAGCCCUGUCAUCGGGGAGGCGAAGACGGAGUUUGGUUACCACAUCAUUAUGGUGGAGGGAAAGAAGUAG